This is a messenger RNA of Chinchilla lanigera (long-tailed chinchilla), 2835 nucleotides long. It is a transcript of the gene Mocos, whose product is annotated as molybdenum cofactor sulfurase. Gene Ontology annotation, biological process: Mo-molybdopterin cofactor biosynthetic process. Gene Ontology annotation, molecular function: molybdenum cofactor sulfurtransferase activity; pyridoxal phosphate binding; molybdenum ion binding. Lineage: Eukaryota; Metazoa; Chordata; Mammalia; Rodentia; Chinchillidae. The record is from RefSeq and is a predicted model, not a curated record.
GGGGCCGAGCUGCUGGCCUUCGCGCCGGGCUGGGACGCGAGCGCGCCGCGCCUCACCCCCGGCUACAGCCCGCGCGAGCUCCGCGAGAGCGAGUUCGGCCGCCUGGCAGAAACUGUCUACCUUGAUCAUGCAGGAGCUACCUUGUUCCCACAAAGCCAGCUCACAAAUUUUACUAAGGAUCUCAUGGAAAAUGUUUAUGGUAAUCCUCACAGCCAGAACAUCACGAGCAAGCUCACGCAUGACACUGUGGAGCAGGUUCGUUACAGGGUUCUGGCACAUUUUCAUACCAUGCCUGAGGACUAUAGCAUGGUUUUCACAUCCGGGAGCACGGCUGCCCUCAAACUGGUGGCAGAGGCCUUUCCAUGGGUGUCCAGAGGCCCAGAGAAGAGUGGGAGUCAGUUUUGUUACCUCACCGACAACCACACCUCUGUGGUAGGCAUGAGGAAGGUUGCUGAGGCCAUGCAUGUCACAUACACCCCAGUCAGCCCAGAGGACAUGUGGUCAGCAGAGGAACAGAGUGCUGUGGCCUGUGACCCUGACUGCCAGCUUCCACACCUCUUCUGUUACCCGGCUCAAAGUAACUUUUCGGGAACCAGAUAUCCCCUCUCCUGGAUAGAGGAGGUCAAGUCCGGGAGGCUCCGCCCUGUGAACGUGCCUGGGAAAUGGUUCGUGCUGUUGGAUGCAGCCUCUUAUGUGAGCACUUCCCCUUUGGACCUGUCGGCUCACCAGGCAGACUUUGUCCCCAUCUCCUUCUAUAAGAUCUUUGGAUUCCCCACCGGCUUGGGUGCUCUGCUGGUCAAUAAUCGCGUGGCUCCACUACUGAGGAAAAGCUACUUUGGAGGAGGGACCGCCGCUGCCUACCUUGUGGGAGAAGACUUCUACAUCUCGAGGCCUUCGGUGGCUGAAAGGUUUGAAGACGGCACCAUUUCAUACCUUGACGUGAUAGCCUUAAAGCAUGGAUUUGAUGCCCUGGAGCGCCUCACAGGUGGCAUGGAGAACAUCGCGCGGCACACCUUCGCCCUGGCUCGGUACACGCACGCUGCCCUGUCCUCUCUCUGCUACCCAAACGGAGCCCCAGUGGUGCGGAUCUACAGUGACUCUGAGUUCAGCAGCCCUGAUGUUCAGGGUCCGAUCAUCAAUUUUAAUGUGCUGGACGACAGUGGGAACGUCAUUGGUUACUCCGAGGUGGACAAAAUGGCCAGCCUGUACAACAUCCACCUGCGAACUGGCUGCUUCUGUAACACGGGGGCCUGCCAGAGGCAUCUGGGCAUAAGCAACGAGAUGGUCAAGAAGCAUCUGGAGGCUGGUCAUGUGUGUGGAGACAACGUUGACCUCAUAGAUGGGCAGCCCACAGGCUCUGUGAGGAUUUCCUUUGGGUACAUGUCUACAUUUGAGGAUGCCCAGGCAUUUCUUAGGUUCAUCAUAGCCACUCGCCUGCGCUUACCAGGUGGCCAGCCUGUCCCUCAGGCCAGCACUGGGGAGGGUGGCGCCCUAUCAGCAGAGGGGAAGGUGCAGGACACUUCUGCAGUCAAUGGGAGAGAUUGUGUCUCACGUUGGGAAAGCACCUGCAUGGACUCCAGCGUUUGGAACAACUCCAGCUCCACCGUGAAUACUGUGGGUUUGUGCCCUGCUCUGAGCAAGGCCUCUAGCACCCAGCAGACUCUGUCAGAGAAAGCUGCAGGCAUCCUGCCUGGGGACCGUGGGCCACACAUUGUCACCAACCUUUAUCUCUACCCCAUCAAAUCCUGUGCUGCCUUUGAGGUGACCAGAUGGCCCAUAGGAAACCAAGGGCUGCUGUAUGACCGCAGCUGGAUGGUUGUAAACCACAACGGCAUUUGCCUGAGUCAGAAGCAGGAGCCAAGGCUCUGUCUGAUCCAGCCCUUCAUCAACCUUCAGCAAAGGAUCAUGGUCAUCAAAGCCAAAGGGAUGGAGCCCAUAGAGGUGCCUCUGGAGGAAGGGAGUGAACAGGCUCAGAUUUGCCAAAGCAAAGUCUGUACAGACAGGGUAAAUACAUAUGAUUGUGGAGAAAAAAUUUCAAGCUGGUUGUCAAAGUUUUUGGGCCGUCCCUGUCAUUUAAUCAAACAAAGUUCAAAUUUUCAACGAAACGCAAAGAAGAAACAUGGAAAAGAUCAGUUUGCUGGCAUAACAGCCACCCUUUCCCUGGUGAAUGAGGCACAGUACCUACUGAUAAACACAUCAAGCAUUCUGGAACUUCAUCAGCACUUGAACACCAGUGAUGAGAAUGGAAAGGAGGAAUUAUUCCUGAUGAAAGAUCUCAUCUCACGUUUCCGGGCCAAUAUCAUUAUGAAUGGAACAAGACCAUUUGAAGAAGAGACAUGGGAUGAGGUCUCAAUUGGUUCCUUGCAUUUCCAGGUACUGGGGCCUUGUCACAGAUGCCAGAUGAUUUGCAUCAACCAGCAGACUGGGCAACGUAACCAAGAUGUUUUCCAAAAACUUUCUGAGAGUCGUGCGAGAAAGGUGAACUUUGGCGUGUAUCUGAUGCAUACCUCUUUGGAUUCAUCUUCUCCAUGUUUCCUGUCCGUGGGAUCUCAAGUGGUCCCUGUGUUGAAAGAGAAUGUAGGACACCAUGAUUGACCUCCUCCUGAGAAUACCAGGAUCUUGUCUCCUAAGAUUUUUUUUCCCAAAAUUCACUAACAUUUCUCUUUUCCGAUGAUUUCUGCUGUUAUAAAGAUCUGAAUAUGUUCAGUAGAAUUUGGCCUUUGAACCAGGGCAGCUCUUUUCCUUUGGAAGUAGAGCAUGCUCUCAUGUUUUUUUGUGGUUUUUUUUUUUUAAUCUUUUUGAGACAGGGUCUCACUGUGCAGUUCAAGCUGGCCU